GAAGAAGCAUGGCGAGACAGUUGUCAAGAGCAGCAACAUGCUAACAUAUUACCUGUGAUUCAAUACUUGAAGACCUGUCCUACGCUUGCCGGUGUGUUACGGGUGACGUCUUCUCUUCUUUUUUCUUUUCUUCAUUUUUUGCCAGAAGAUCUAUAACCCCUGACAAACCAGAAAAAGAGGAAAAUGCAGUCCGUGAAGGUCGGUUUUGCGACACUGGCUUCGUCAAGAGCUAUGUGCUCAAGUGGACUUUUCAGUCCUGGUUUCACGAACUUAUCCGCCAUCUGCCGUGUUCAAUGUUCUUUAUAUCAGUCACGUUUCUGUCAAACAGCUUCAAAACCAGAAGAGACUCCAGUUAUUCGCAUCCCUCGCUACAUGCAGCAGAAGAUUGAAAACGUGAAACAGACUCGAGGCAAAAACAAGAUACCCACUGUCAAGGCUGGCAAACUUCUGAUUCAGAGCAAGAACCCGGUCCUAAACCAGUCUGCGGGAUACAUACUCGGUAAGUUUGAGCAGCCAGUUCUCAGCUCCAAAGGAUGGAAACAUAACAAAUCAUUUGGGGACUAUUUCACCAUCAACAACAUCAAGGAUGUGGCACCUUUUGUUGCUGAAAGUCAGACGGAAGACAGCACUGAACAGACGACGACAACAACAACAGAGGCUUUCAGUAAACUCCGCAUCUGUAAGGAGCUGUUGGAAGUGUUAAACAGCAUGAACAUUACCAACCCCACCACUGUGCAGCUACAGACCAUCCCAAAGAUUAUGAGUAGGCGCAACAUUCUGUGUGCUGCAGAGACAGGCAGCGGGAAGACGCUGAGCUACCUCCUACCCAUAAUUCAAAGACUGCAGGCUGAGAAGAAGUCAGAGAUGGAUGCUGUGGAGGGACACAGGAUUCAUGCUGUGGUUAUCGUGCCUUCCAGAGAGCUGGCCGAGCAGGUGGCAGCUGUGUCCAGAGCUCUCUGUGCUCCUUUUGGGUUUCUGACAAAGACUGUUGGUGGUGGGAGAGGCGUAGGACACAUCAAGAGUGUAUUUAAACACAGUCAGCCUGAUAUUUUAGUGGCCACACCAGGCGCUCUGAUCAAGGCUUUGCGGAGACGCUGCCUGGACUUAAGCGAGCUGAGCUUCUUUGUGGUAGAUGAGGCUGACACCAUGUUUGACCCAAGCUUUGCUGAUAUGCUGCAAGACAUUCUGCAACGCACAAACAUUGCAAGAGAUCCCAAGGAAACACAAGGCCUGUCCCGUAAAGCUCAGCUGCUGGUGGUGGGGGCUACCUUUCCUGGUGGUGUUGGGGAAGUGCUCAGCCAGGUGACAGACCUGGGCAGCAUGGUGGUUAUAAAGAGCAAGAUGCUGCACUACCUCAUGCCUCAUGUGAAGCAGACUUUCCUGAAGGUGAAGGGUGUUGACAAAGUCCUUGAGCUCCACCAAGCGCUGAAGAUGCUCCAGCAUGAAAAAGGGGGAGGUCCUGCAGUAGUGUUCUGCAACAAGUCCUCCACCGUCAACUGGCUGGGGUACUCCCUGGAUGAAAUCGGGAUCAAGCACGCACGGCUGCAAGGGGAGAUGCCCGCUGUUGUGCGCACAGGAAUCUUCCGUGGCUUCCAGAAAGGAACGGUGGAUGUGCUGGUAUGCACAGAUAUUGCUUCACGGGGUCUGGACACAUCUCAAGUUCGCUUGGUUGUCAAUUAUGACUUCCCUGAAUCUCACACAGACUACAUUCACAGGGCAGGGAGAGUGGGGAGAGCAGGAGGGGUGGAGGAUGGUGAGGUGCUUAGCUUUGUUUCUUAUGCGUGGGAUGUGGAACUGGUGCAGAAGAUCGAGACGGCUGCACGUAGGAGAACAAGUCUGCCAGGGAUGGAAUCGGAGAUACAGAAACCACAACCCAAAGUAGAAGAUGCUGAGGAGUAAAAGAGAUUCUGUGUAAUUAAACCAGGAACGACUCUGGUCUGAUGGGUUUUUGCAUUUGUAUUGCACAGGAUUUCUAUUAAAAUGUGCAUUUUAUCAUCAUGACAUUUUAAUAGAAGUCAAUGUGAGAAAGACAAAAAAGAGGUGUAAGGUCUUACUGAAGCUAAAAGCGCAGGUUGCUUAGGUCUGCUUGAAACGCCUGUGUUCCGGUCUUGACAAAGCACUUAGGACAGAGUGAGUUCAUCAAGUCAGAAAUAUACACAGCACUAACAGUCUUCUGUGUUUUUGCAAUAUUGAAAAAGUAUGUAGUUGCCAACCACUGAUGUGAAUG
This is a messenger RNA of Xyrichtys novacula (pearly razorfish), 2227 nucleotides long. Lineage: Eukaryota; Metazoa; Chordata; Actinopteri; Labriformes; Labridae. The record is from the annotation of a GenBank genome assembly.